AUGAAGAGGCAAAACGUGAGGACCCUCGCCCUCAUCAUCUGUACCUUCACCUACUUGAUAGUCGGCGCUGCGAUUUUUGACGCGCUGGAGUCUCAGGAGGAGACGACUCAGCGGAUGGAGAUGCACCUGAGGAAAUUGGAGCUGCUGAGAACCUUCAACUUGUCCACGGAGAACUUUGACGAGCUGGAGAUGGUGGUGCUGCAGCUGAAGCCGCACAAAGCUGGGGUGCAAUGGAAAUUCGCCGGCUCGUUUUACUUCGCCAUCACUGUGAUCACCACCAUAGGAUAUGGCCAUGCAGCCCCCAGCACAAAUGGAGGGAAAGUGUUCUGCAUGGUCUACGCCCUUCUGGGCAUCCCUCUCACCUUGGUCAUGUUCCAGAGCGUUGGUGAGCGGAUCAACACCUUUGUCAGGUUCCUGCUCCACCGCCUGAAGAAGUGCCUUGGGUUGAGGCGCACCGAGGUCUCCAUGGCCAACAUGGUGAUCAUCGGCUUCAUAUCCUGCAUGAGCACUCUGUGUGUGGGAGCACUGGCCUUCUCUCAUUUCGAGAAAUGGAGCUUCUUUCACGCCUACUACUACUGCUUCAUCACACUCACCACUAUCGGCUUCGGGGACUAUGUGGCACUGCAGAAUGAUCAAGCUUUACAGAACAACCCGCGGUACGUGGCCUUCAGCUUCAUCUACAUCCUGACAGGCUUGGCUGUAAUUGGAGCCUUCCUCAAUUUAGCGGUCCUUCGCUUUAUGACCAUGAACGCUGAGGAUGAGAAGAGGGAUGCUGAGCAGAGGGCUCUACUCGCACAUAAUGGCCAGGUGGGUGGACACAUCCACUGCUCUGUAGACCCGGCCUCCUCGUCCUCUACGCCAUCUGGGUGUGGUGGAGGGAGUGCGGUUGGUGGUAGCACAGGAGGAGCAGCGAGCCGGGGCCUACGUAAUGUUUACGCUGAGGUGCUCCACUUUCAGUCCAUGUGCUCCUGCCUUUGGUACAAGAGCAGAGAGAAGCUGCAGUACUCCAUACCCAUGAUCAUCCCACGAGACCUUUCCACUUCGGACACCUACAUGGAGCAGGGAGAGGCUUUCUCCAACCCCCUCCACUCCAAUGGCUGUGUGUGCAGCCUGCAGCGCCAUUCAGGCAUCAGCUCGGUGUCCACUGGUCUGCACAGCAUCAGCAACUACAGAAGACUCAAUAAACGACGAAGCUCCAUCUAG
Messenger RNA from Scomber japonicus (chub mackerel), 1203 nucleotides. RefSeq names its product potassium channel, subfamily K, member 3a (gene kcnk3a). The transcript is spliced from 2 exons. Gene Ontology annotation, cellular component: membrane. NCBI's taxonomy places the organism in Eukaryota, Metazoa, Chordata, Actinopteri, Scombriformes, Scombridae. Bases 1 to 1203 code for a protein of 400 amino acids. The record is from RefSeq and is a predicted model, not a curated record. Gene Ontology annotation, molecular function: open rectifier potassium channel activity; potassium ion leak channel activity. Gene Ontology annotation, biological process: stabilization of membrane potential; potassium ion transmembrane transport.